AUGUCAACGUCAAUCCGAGCUUCGCGGAGCGAGCUGCAGAUCCCUCCGACCGCAGCGGCCCAAAGGGCUUCCUCACCACAUGCAGCCGCCUCGCCCAGACGGCCACUCAGUCCGAACCCGCAGGCCAAGACUGGCAUCGUGGUCUUCUCCGGUGGCAGCGCCGCCAACAACCUCGUCGACGUCUUUGAGCACGUCAGGGAGGCCAACAAGUGCACACUGAGCUAUGUCAUCCCCAUAUCGGACAAUGGCGGCAGCACGAGCGAGAUCAUCCGCGUCUUUGGCGGGCCAGGCACGCUGAUCCCCAAGGAUGGCAAACGUGACACCAUCGCCAUCAAGCACUUCUUCAACCAUCGCCUGCCAAAAGCCGCCGCCGACGCGAGGGCGGAGUGGUUCGAGAUACUCGAGGCCACCCAUCCCCUGUGGGACGACAUCUCGUCGCCCAAGCGAGAGCUCAUACGCUCGUACCUCAACAGCUUCAACCUCGAAGUCGUCAAGCGCAUGCGGCCGAGCAGCCGCUUUGACUUUUCCGGCGCGAGCAUCGGCAACCUCUUCCUGACGGGCGCCAGACUCUUCACCGGCAGCUUCGAAGCCUCCAUUUACCUGUUGAGCUCGAUAUGCAGCGUGCCCGACUGCAUAUCGGUGCUGCCCGCCAUCAACACCAACUUUGCCCAUCAUAUUGCCGCCGGCCUGGUGGAUGGCACCGUCAUCACUGGCCAGAACGACAUUUCCCACCCGAGCGAGCCCACACGAGCCGUUCCCGGCACAGGCGUCAGCACGGGUGCACAGACACCCCUGCCGUGGGCCCACGACGAGACGGAAGAGCAUGACAAGGUGGAGGACGCGAACCUCCCAGGCUCGCUGCCGGCACUGAGACGACCGGCGAUGGCCUUCUCCAAGGACGACGAGGAGGACCUGUCCUCGCGGAUCGACCGCAUAUGGUACAUCAACCCCUACGGCCAGGAGAUCCGCAUCCCCGCCAACCCACGCGUCCUAGAGGCACUAUGGGAGUCGAGCACCGUCAUCUACAGCAUCGGCUCGCUCUUCACGUCACUCACGCCCAGCCUCGUGCUCAAGGGUGUGGGCGAGGCGAUAGCGAGCCCGCACAUCGGGAACAAGGUCCUCAUACUCAACGGCACCACGGACCGCGAGACAGGGCCCUCGACGGCACCCUUUACGGGUCUUGACUUUAUCGCGACGAUUGCCAAUGCGUGCGCCGACUCACGUGGUCUGCCGCGGCCGUCACGGGAGGAAUACCAUCAGUAUGUCACGCACGUCAUCUACAUUGAGGGACCUACGGCGCCCAAGGUGGACAAGCAACAGCUGAGUCAAUUAUGUAUUGAUGCGACGAGGCUCUAUGGGCCCAGAGAUGAAGCCGGCCGCGGUGGUCGGUACGACGCCAAAGCCCUGCAGCAGGCGUUGGAGUCUAUCGUGGGCAGGAAAGACGCGCGCCCGGAUCGAAGCCGCCGCAACACUCUGGUCGGCUGA
This is a messenger RNA of Emericellopsis cladophorae, 1485 nucleotides long. RefSeq lists its product as uncharacterized. The coding region runs from base 1 to 1485 and encodes 494 amino acids. Gene Ontology annotation, molecular function: LPPG:FO 2-phospho-L-lactate transferase activity. NCBI's taxonomy places the organism in Eukaryota, Fungi, Ascomycota, Sordariomycetes, Hypocreales, Bionectriaceae. The transcript has 2 exons. The record is from RefSeq and is a predicted model, not a curated record.